ACGCAGCUCUUCUUCUCCAUUGUCUCUGCAUACUCUGAAAAAACAUGGCAACCACAGAGGUAAAACCCUACGCCGUUAAAAACCCUAAAAGAAAUCGAAGACCAUCACUUGGUCCGAAGAAAGAUUUGAAGAAGAAGACUAAGAAUAUUAAGAGGACUAAGAAGUCGAAAGCUCCCACCUAUGAUAAGACCAUUGAGAAGAGUAGAAGAAACGACCAGAAAACCGACAACGACGAUGACGAGCAACUGUAUUCGGAACCGGUAUCGGCCUCUGAGCAGCUUAGCUACUUCUUGACUCAGCUUGAAUCCGCCAUUGGUAUCAAGGUUUCUUCUUUAGAGCUCGAACCCAUUAAAGAUACUUGUAUAGUUGAGUUAUCUCAAAGAUUGGAUCAAGAUGUAAGCAACUUGGGAGAGCAUAUAAAGCUUUCUUGUGGGUCUUCAUGGAGAGAGACUCUUUGUGAAGGAGAGACACUUGAACGGAAUGUGGAACCUGGAAACCCAUCUGUUCUUGUUAUUAGUUCCUCUGCUCUGAGAUCUUUGGAACUUCUAAGGGGUUUGCAUUCAUUGACUAAGCAAUGUCCAGCAGUGAAGUUGUUCUCGAAGCAUUUGAAGGUUGAGGAACAGGUAUCUCUGUUGAAGAAACGGGUGAAUAUUGGGAGCGGCACACCAAACAGAAUCAAAAAGCUAAUCGAUAUAGAAGCGUUAGGGCUUUCGCGUUUAGACAUGAUUGUGGUCGACAUGCACCCAGAUGUCAAGGGAUUUUCCUUAUUCACAUUGCCUCAAGUCAGAGAUGAGUUUUGGGAUUUGUAUAAAAACUGUUUCCACCAGAGAGUCUUAGAAGGAAGACUACGUUUGCAAGCUAUGAAGAUAGUCGAGGAAAAAGAGGAUUGUUUCCACCUGAAUUUUGAUCCUAAUGAGACAGACCAAGAUUGUGAUUUAGGGCUUAUGUCUCUCGCUGUUGAUUCAGCUGGCUUGUAGGGAUUUCCCUUUGGUGAUAUUCAACACGCAACUCAUUGAUUAGAUUGGUUUCAUUUUUGAUCUGGUUAAGCAACAUGAUGAGUUGAUGACAUUCGUCAGAAUCAACACUUUUAAAGAAGCAUGAAUCUAAAGCAUAUCUUUGCAAUGUUUCACAGACAAAAUAUAAUGGAUUUCGAAUA
Messenger RNA from Arabidopsis arenosa, 1156 nucleotides. Lineage: Eukaryota; Viridiplantae; Streptophyta; Magnoliopsida; Brassicales; Brassicaceae. The record is from the annotation of a GenBank genome assembly.